Linum trigynum is the source of this 1105-nucleotide messenger RNA. Lineage: Eukaryota; Viridiplantae; Streptophyta; Magnoliopsida; Malpighiales; Linaceae. The record is from the annotation of a GenBank genome assembly.
CAGAAGUUAAUAAAGAGUUAUCUCCCUAAAUUCCUAUCCCAACUCCUCUCAAUUUCUCCUCUAUCCCUAAUCCGGCCGUCGGCCAUUCUUUCUCGUUCUUCCCCAAAUUCUACUUCUUAAUCCCUAAUUCUAUUCUCCAAAUCCCUAAAUCCCCAAUUAUCAAUCCCGUUAGAAACCUUGUUUCUAACAAUCUCACACAUGAAUCGGUUCGCUGCCAUCAACGCCUUCGGCGAUAGCGUCAUUGCUUCCGCUUCUAGAUCUGAAAUCGCAGAGAAGAAAAGUGGUCCGCAUCGAGAGAGAUUCAAGUGAUUUGAUUGGAGAUUUUUCAAUUUUCGGGCUCCAGUUCCGACCUGGCAUUCCGGGGAGAUUCCGAACGAGCACGCGUUGUUUGCUUCACCGAAAACUAUCAUUUGAGAGUUCUCAACCUCCGCCAUCGAUUCACCAAUGAUUCAUUAUCUCAUCCCAAUGGAUUCUAAGCGAGAAAAGUUGGAGGGAAAAUCUCUAUUGUUGGAAGAGAUUUGGUUAAAUUGUUCAGUUGGUGAUGGUGGAAACUGGAAUUGGGGGAAUUGGAGUUGGAAUCGGGUGGAGUCGUGGAGAUAUAGGCGGUUUGGGAAACAAGUAUGUGUUCAGCAGCCUCCUCCUCAUAUCGAUGGCGCCACCACCAAAUCCCCAAAAACCCUUCAGCUUGCUACGUUCAUGUCAGCCGAUAUGAGAAGAAAGGAAGGACUGAUGGUCUCGUUCAAGCUUCAAAGCGGCUCGCCGGCAGUGUGCUUGGACGCUUCCGCCGGAGGAGAGGAAGAAGCAGAGUAGGGUGGAAGUCGGAGUAGAGCGGCGAGCCGGACACGUGGAAUUGGUUUUUCCCCGUAAUUAUUAUUAUUUUUUAAAUCAAUGUAAUUUUGAAUGAAGAAACUAUAAUAUGAUGUGUUAAUUACGUGCCAUCUACAUGACCGUCACAUUUUUUGCCACGUCAGCAUAAGUCAACAUUUUGUUGACCAUCGUCUGGUCAACCGUUAUCUCUAACGGUCAACAAAAGUGUCGGAACACAAAUAUCGCACAAUACUCAAAGUUCGGGCCAUAUUUGUCAUAAUGAAUUGUUCAGGACACA